This is a messenger RNA of Fonsecaea nubica, 3213 nucleotides long. RefSeq lists its product as hypothetical. The coding region runs from base 1 to 3213 and encodes 1070 amino acids. Lineage: Eukaryota; Fungi; Ascomycota; Eurotiomycetes; Chaetothyriales; Herpotrichiellaceae. The transcript has 6 exons. The record is from RefSeq and is a predicted model, not a curated record.
AUGCCAUUCUUCUCAAAGGUCUUUAAAAGCAAGGAUGGUCAGGGCAAAAGGGCCGCGGCGCCAGUCGCAAACGGAGACUCACACAAGAAGCCUCAGUGGUCGGAUGCAUGGGCGCGCACAAGGGUCGACCCUGACGAGGUGUCUGAACUCCUGCAUUUAUGCACGGCCGAGUUGAAGUCGAGAGCUCUCGAUGUUCCCUUCUUACUGCUACCGUUUCGUCCAUCGUCCGAUCCAUCUGCCGCGAGAACCUUUGUUCGCAAUUUCUUUCUGCCACCUCACGAUCGAGACCCCUUGCGGGGCUCCUUUUUGGAAACGGAACUUCGUAUGACGGAAGUCAUGGUUCUAAUAAGCGUGAUGAAAUGGUGCUGGGCACGUUUGCCCGGCGGUGUUGUAACAUGGGAGGUUUAUGAAGCAUUCAGAGUCGGAGAAAAAGACUCCGGCUUUGCGCGCGACGCAUUCAGUACAUUCAUUCCAAUCGGCGUUGAGUCGCCUGCUCGGCUUCAAAUCAUUCAAGACUUUUUUGACCUUCUUGCUUCGUUGGCAGCACAUGGCAAGGCUAACGGACUGGGUGGCCACAAAGUUUCAAGAUAUGCCGGCUGGUGGGCAUUUGAACACUAUGAUGCUGGAAAAGGGUUCGAGUCCGGAUAUCAAUCAUGGUCAACUGCUGCUGAUGCAACAUCUCAUCUCUUCUUCGCCUAUCUACGAUCCAUGUCCCCUGGAGCAGGAAAAGCGAGCGGGAUCCUGAGCCUUCCAAGAUCACUACAACAACUUCUUGACUCGACCACCUACCCUCCAAAGCAUGCUCUGUUGUCGAACGAUACCACAAAGGUCGUGAUGAUCGUCGAUGUUGUCUCGCCAACUCCGUACGCUUUAUUGCGGCGGGCUAAGAACUUUGAAUAUCGAGACGAUGACCGAGGUCUACAGCAAUUUGCCAGUUAUGACGACCCUGUUCAGGCUCUUACCGACGAAUGUCGUCGCGUGCUCAAAGCGAUCUCUUCGGCAAAUCAAUCCCAGGUCUCAAAUGCGAAGACAUCCACCAGCCUGACAGACCCGUCAUGGUCACGAUUUGAAGAUAUUGGCUUUGGCAGCUCCCUCGAGGAUGAAGAAGAAGAGGAUGACGGACUGCUUGGUCCUAGAGUCGUCUCGAAGCGACCCAUGCACGCCUCAGUCCGGGGAGGAGGGUUUCAAGAUCUCGCCCGGCCAACAACUCCCUCAUGGGCUGAUUUUCUGUCCUCCGGAUUUGCCGACGAACACGGUAACAAAGCACCCGCCCCUAUCCUGCUCCCGCCCGACAAGAUCCUCCCACCUAUCAAUACGAUUGCGCCUAGAGGGCAGAGCUCGCAGUCGCACCGGAGGAACCUCGAUACGCAGCUGAAUCUCGAUCCAGGCGAGUUGGCUAGCAUCACCAAGGUCAAUGUGGAUGAUUCCUUCUGGUGGGUCUGGAUCAGUAGUCUUGCUUCAGAAGAGCCAACCUCGAGAAAAGCUGUGUUCGGUCGAUGCGCCCUGGUCGAAACCAUUUUCCCGGAUGACAAAUGGAUGGUGAUGGAAGAGCAGGUCAAAGGUGCUGCACCAGAACCUGCAGCCGGAGCAUACAUCGCCGAGAAGAAGAAGACGUUCCUGGGAUUCACGACCAAACGUGGCCGGCUAACUCGACGGGGGUCGGGUUCAAAAAAGAGCCCUCUUUCACCCGAAGCCCAAUUCUCCACCAACAACAGAGCCACGUUAGCGCCAGAUCAACAGGCUAAGAUCCAGAAAGCAGCGGCCGAGCUAUCUAGGAGAAAAGAGGCUGAACAGAAGGAGGAGCAAGCCGUUCUGGCAACUCGUCGUGGACGUAUGCAGGAGCCCAUUGUAGCGUCCAAGACCAACAGCAUCUUCACACUAGGUCCAUUGAUCAAGGACGAAGCUUCGCCAGCGUUGCAAUGGGCAAGUCAGUAUGACAAGAAGGCCAUCCGGGCUAAGUACCUGGGCGACUCACUGGCCGGAAAAGGCUCCCGUGAACUGUUGAACUUGCCUCAAAACGGCCUAGGAAUUAGCAGGUCGACAUCGACGCUGUCUGUGGUCAGCAAGAAUAAGGACCUCCCACCAGCACCGGCUGAGAAAGUGUCGCGCCCGGCUCUUGUCGAGAGAUCUCAGUCUGCUGAGUCUCCAGCUGGGACACCGAUUGUCAUAGAGCCUGCUCCAAUUCCUGCCGAAUCAACGAUCCCAGUCCAAACCCCAACAUUGACAGAGGCAGCAGAAGUGCCUCUGCCACCAGCGACGCCAGAAAUCGUAGAGCCCCCCAAGCAUCAACCCGCUAAAUUGAGAAAAUCUCUGGAUCAGCAACGUCGUUCGCCUGAGCAGAAAAAACCGAGGGGAAAGACUCCGACCGGGCCGCCUCCCGUACAGAAAACUAGCGGCAUUCGACGUCUGUUUGGAACCAAGCGAUCCAAGUCACGGGAAUCAAGAGUGCCAGAACCACCUGAGUCACCAGUCAACGUGGAUGAAGAUCCCGCCGUUGCUGCAGCCAGACGUGCCCUGGAGGGCAAACCUGCGCUCCAGGCAGCAGCCUCAGAAUCCCCACCCUUAAGUCCUGGACACUUCCAACGCCUUGCAACUGUUAAAGCUUCCCAGUCUCCAGCACCUGUAGUCCAUGAAGCUCCAGAGACGCCGAAGAUGACGGCGGCGUCGAUACAAAGAGAAGCGACCCCAGAACUGUCCAGGGACCCGGAGGUAUUCGAUCAAGUUGUUGCACCGCCGCGGACUCGCCGCGACGAGGAAUACGACCAGCUCUCUCGAGUAGACACGAACGAACGCGAGCAUGCUGAUCGUGAGUUCUCGACGUUUGAUCAAGGGCCGCUAGUUGAUCAGCCAGCCUUCGUACCUGUGGAUACACCUCCCAGAGAAGAGUUUUUGACACCUAUCGAGGAACCUCCCCAUGCGCCGAUCAGCCUCCAUUCCGGCCGAUCGUUCCAGCAGACGGAGAGCUCCGUAGAGGAGGAAGACGGACCAGCCCUUACGCAACAGGUCAGUCCUGGUGACCGAUGGGCUCAGAUUCGGCGAAACGCAGCCGAGAGAGCAGCGAGACAAUCGGAGGAGCAGACCUCGCGGAGUCGUACAGAAACACGAACUGACGAUGGGGAAACCAGUGGGGAAGAGACAAUUGAAUCACGGGUUGCACGAAUCAAGGCCCGAGUGGCUGAAUUGACUGGAAAUAUGGACAGCAACCGCCGAUAA